Molecule: messenger RNA, 2192 nt
Organism: Rhea pennata
Lineage: Eukaryota; Metazoa; Chordata; Aves; Rheiformes; Rheidae
Gene: CHKB
Product: choline kinase beta
Exons: 11
Biological process (GO): CDP-choline pathway; phosphatidylethanolamine biosynthetic process
Cellular component (GO): cytoplasm
Molecular function (GO): ethanolamine kinase activity; choline kinase activity
Source: RefSeq, a predicted model, not a curated record
GCCGCCCGCGGGGCCGCGCCCGCCGCCGUGCCCGCCGCCACCCGCCUGCAGGCCUACGCCUGGUGCCGCGAGUUCCUCGCCGGCUCCUGGAAGCUCAUCGGCCCCGACGAGUUCGGCAUCGGCCCCGUCAGCGGGGGGCUCAGCAACCUGCUGUUCAAGUGCACGCUGCCCGAGCACAUCCUGAGCGUGGGGGACGAGCCGCGGCAGGUGCUGCUGCGCGUCUACGGCGCCAUCCUGCAGGGUGUGGACUCGCUGGUCUUGGAGAGCGUGAUGUUCGCCAUCCUGGCGGAGCGGGCGCUGGGGCCCCGCCUCUAUGGGGUCUUUCCGCAGGGACGCCUGGAGCAGUACAUUCCGAGUCGGCGCCUCCGGACUGAGGACCUGCAGGACCCUGACAUCUCCAAGGAGAUUGCAGUGAAGAUGUCUCGGUUCCAUGGCAUGGUGAUGCCCUUCAACAAAGAGCCCAAGUGGUUGUUUGGGACCAUGGAGGGGUACCUGAAGCAGAUUUCAGAGCUCACCUUCCCUGAGGAAGCCCAACUGAAGAAGUUCAAUUGCCUCAAAGCUUAUAACCUGCAGGAAGAGAUGAAGAGCCUCAGGGAGCUGCUGGAGUCCACGCCCUCACCUGUGGUCUUCUGCCACAAUGACGUCCAGGAAGGGAACAUCCUUCUGCUGGCUGGGCACGAAGCUUCCUCCUCUGACAAGCUCAUGCUCAUCGACUUUGAAUACAGCAGCUACAACUACCGGGGCUUUGACAUCGGCAACCAUUUCUGCGAGUGGGUUUACAACUACACUCAUGAUUCCUGGCCCUUCUACAAGGCUUCUCCAGAGAACUAUCCAAAUCGACAGCAACAGCUGCAUUUCAUUCGACACUACCUCUCAGAGGACUCAGGGCGACGUGGGGACACUACACACGAAGAACAGGCCCGCAUUGAGGAGGAGAUGCUCACUGAGAUCAACCGGUUUGCUUUGGCCUCUCACUUUUUCUGGGGCCUGUGGUCCAUUCUCCAGGCGAAGAUCUCCACCAUCAAGUUUGGGUACCUGGACUACGCUCAGAGCCGCUUCGAGGCCUACUUCCAGCAGAAGGCACGGUGCUUGUGAGCGGCCUGUGCCCGUGCCUCCUCAGUCCUGCCCGCGCCGCGCUUGGACUCUGCAGCCUCUCUCUGGCCUGGCACAGAUGCCAGGUGACAUCUGUGUCCAGCCACGGCCCCACGCACCGGCCAGAGACAGGGUACACGGUUCUGUGGGUGGGCCAUCUCCUUGCUUGCUGUGAGAGGGGCUGCCCCACGCUCUGGGUGCACACGUGCCAGGAGGCUGCCUGGGAUCAAUGCUGCAACGGUUCGGGGGCAAGCAGGGGGCUAGUACUUGCCCCAGCUUGCCCCACUGUAUAUGUAAAAGGGUGAUGAGUAGGUUCAGUUCCCAAGGCUCCGCGACUGUGUUGGGAGAGAGGUAGGUCUGCCCAAGCGUGCACCUCGUCAAUGGAGGAGGCUGUGGAGAGGUUCUGUGGGUGAACACGUUGUGGCUUGUCGCCCAUGGGUUCUGCUUCCUUUGGCACUGCGUUUGCAGAGAGGGCUCCUGGCAGAGGGAGGAAGCUGUGGCCUCAGCACUCCCCUAUUUCCCUGCCGGUCCCGGCAGGCAGCCUACGGCUGACCCAUCAUUGCUCUAUGGCAUGCUCUCUCCACAGUGACGUGUCCCUUGCCCAGAGCUCUCUCUGCUCCUGGCACCAGGUGUGGGUUUGAGCAGAGUGUCCUGAGCUGCUGGCAGGAGCCUUGGUCCCCCCUUUGCUGAUGGGAUCCUUCUGUUCCUCUCCCCCAGCAGCCGGGAGGCUGGUGCAGCCUGGACCAGGAGGGGUGAGUGGGUGGCUGCCCGGCUGCCUCUUGCAUGAUCCUACCUGGACCUGCUGCUGCCUUUGCUGAGGUGGUUUGGAGUGCUGCUCAGAGCGGAAGGGGUGGGGGGGUCUACGGUUGUAUCUCAUUUCACACCCCGCAGCCCCUCUCCAGACCUGCUGGGGCUGAGGCAGGGCUGCCAGCUGCACUGCCAGCCCCUCCUCUGCCUCGCUGCCAGUGCUCCGGGCGGUCUGCACUAGCUGUGUUUUGCUGCACGGUGUCGCUGCUCUCCCGGCUGGGGCUGGGCCCUCUCCUCCCUCUGACAGCAGAAUGUAAACUGUACUCAGACCAAUAAACACUGCAGCAGCUCCA